UUAUCUUGUUUAUCUACAUUUUUUCAUAUCACAGAAUCAGCAUCCCUUCAUCCGGUUGUCGUGUUUAUUCAUGGUGAAUCAUAUGAAUGGAAUUCUGGUUCAGUUUAUGAUGGAUCCAUUUUAUCAUCUUUUGGAAAUGUUAUAGUUGUUACAAUAAAUUACCGUCUCGGUGUUUUAGGUUUUUAUCCAGCCAUGGAUGGAUCAUCCAGAGGUAAUUUUGGUUUAAUGGAUCAAGUUGCUGCUCUUCAUUGGAUUCAAGAAAAUAUUGAAGGCUUUGGUGGUAAUCCUGGUAAUGUAACUAUCCAUGGACAUGGUCAUGGAGCUGCUCUAGUUAACCUGCUCAUGCUUUCACCAAUGGCCAAGGGUUUAUUUCAUCGAGCAAUUAUGCAAAGUGGAUCAGCUUUAUGUCCUUGGGCUCUUGCUAGUAAUGCUAUUAAAUAUGGCCGAGAAUAUGCUCAAGCAAUUGGUUGUUACCAAGAAGAUUUCAAGAGUUCACAGGUUGUUGAUUGCCUUCGACACAAAACAAUUGCCGAAUUAUUAUCCGUCCAAAUACCAAGCCCACGAUUUCUUACCGGAUUUGGUCCAUUGAUUGAUGGUAUUGUGAUUGCCAAUGAUCCUUUAUCAAUGAUGAACGAUCCAACUUCCACAUUUGCCUCAUACAAUCUAAUCAUUGGUGUAACCCGCCUUGAAUCUUACAACCUGUUUAGUUCUUAUGAUUUUGAUGAAGGCCUCAAUGAAAUGCGUCGUGAUAAAAUUAUACGAACUUUGGUUCGUAAUGUUUACUCCUAUCAUCUACAGGAAAUAUAUUUAACCAUUAGCAAUGAAUACACCGAUUGGACACAAUCCAAUCCUAAUACCCAGCUGACAUUGGAAUCUUUAUCUGAAUUAUUAAGUGAUGCCUUGUUCGUUGGACCCGUCAUAAAGACAGCACUUAUCCACUCAAAAUUGACUAAAUCAACCAAGCUGUACUACUUCAGUCAUACAUCAAAUUUAAUGUUAACUAAUCACAGUCGCCUAGUUUCUGUCCAUGGACAAGAUUUACCAUACUCUUUGGGAAUUUAUCUUUUACCUGAGUAUCACUCAGUAAAUAAUCACUCUCGAGUUGAUAUUAUACUCUGUGAAAUAAUGAUGAAAUAUUGGUCCAAUUUUAUUCGAGAUGGUGAUCCAAAUGGUAGGAAUGUUACGACCUCAAAUGGACCAGAAUCUCGAUCAGAAUCAAUUCACUAUUGGCCUUCUUAUGAUUACCUUCAACAACAAUAUCUUUUAUUAAAUACUAAGCCUAAACUGAAGGACCAUUAUCAUGCUCAUCGUCUUUCAUAUUGGCUCAAUUUAAUCCCAAAACUUCACUCACCGGGUACAAUGGCUUUUGGUGAUCACCAUUUGCUUGAAGAUCACGAUAAUCCAAACACUUAUGAAGGAUUGAUUCGACCUUCUACAUCCAGUGGUUCAACUGAUCGAGUGCCUGAAUUACCUGCAAACCGAACCGAACUCAUGAUUUAUGGUAAAACAGAGAGUUCACUUAAGCGCAGUGGUGGUAUUGGUGGGUCCAAUGAAAGUCAAUCUGAUACAAGUUUAACUGGAUCUCAUUCAUUGGUCGGACCCAAUGGUGGUUCAACCAAAGGUGCCUUAAAUAAAUCUGAUCAAAUGAAUGGCACUUUUUCAAUGAUAGUACAAGAUAAUCCUUAUUCAAAAGCAUUAAGUGUCACUAUUGCUGUUGGCUGUUCCCUGCUUAUACUCAAUAUAUUGGUAUUUGCCGGAGUUUUCCUUCAUCGAGACAGAACCUACCGAGGUCGACAAAACUCACUAGCAUGUCGAAAUCGAGCAAACUGUACCGAUCCAAGAGGGAUUCACUAUAAACCAACGAAUAGAGUUAAAUUUACAAAAGUGACUGAUGAACAAGUACAGAACUGUAUCCAACAUUGCCAUUACAAUGUUGAUUCAACCAAUAAUGAUAACUUUAAUGGUGACUGUUCUGGCCACUAUCAUUAUCAACAUGCUUCUGAAUCUUGUGUUGGACAUGCAACUGGACCAGGAGAAACUGAUCAAUGUAACUGUCCCUUGGUCAACUUGACAUAUUACGUUUGCGAUUGUCAUGAAACUAAUAUGGAUAACCAUGUUUGCAAGGCGAUUGAGGAACGACAAGAUAAACACGAAAAUGUAAACAUUGUUGGUAACGAUGAGCAAUUUGGAACCACAACACAGCAGCUUUUAGAAGAUAAUUAACUGAUUUCAACCAAACAAACAUUGUACAGCAAAUUCAAUGUUUAAAUUUUUUUCUAUUACAAAUUCUUAAUUUAAAGACAAAAAUCAAUCGUAUAGUAUGUCUUAUUUUGAUAUAAAUUGUAUAUUUUAAAUACUUUAAUCAAUUUAUUUGAACAAACAUCAAUCUUUCUAGUCUACUUUUGUAUCAUUGCAUAUUUAAAUCAAUAAUACAUCACAAAUCUAUUAAAAAACCAAUUUAUUAAUUUUAAAAUUUU
Tetranychus urticae (two-spotted spider mite) is the source of this 2477-nucleotide messenger RNA. Its product is annotated as neuroligin-3. NCBI's taxonomy places the organism in Eukaryota, Metazoa, Arthropoda, Arachnida, Trombidiformes, Tetranychidae. The record is from RefSeq and is a predicted model, not a curated record.